AUGGGUAACGUGCAUACAAAUGAUAUUUACAUUGCUGAACCUCAUCCAUCAGAUUUAUGCGAUUCACGUUCGCUUGUGGGCACUUGGCGUGAUACGAAGUAUGGUUCAUGCAUGCAUUUCGAUUAUGUUUUUCAUGGAAAAUCAAGUUACCUGAUCGGUACAUCGUCAACAGGCGCCUACGCUCAAGUUCGUCUAACCGGUGCAAUUGUAGAUUUAAGUUUAAUUUUACCUGAUGGUUGUUCGUCAUAUCAGUAUCGUGGCUUGUUAGAAAUCAACAAUGAUGAUCAACAAACGCAUACUAUACGUUGGAUCAAGAAGAAUUUUCACAGUGGAGAAUGGUACACAACAAGUUCAUGGACAAAAUUGUAA
This is a messenger RNA of Adineta ricciae, 369 nucleotides long. The record is from the annotation of a GenBank genome assembly. Lineage: Eukaryota; Metazoa; Rotifera; Eurotatoria; Adinetida; Adinetidae.